Molecule: messenger RNA, 1063 nt
Organism: Penaeus vannamei (Pacific white shrimp)
Lineage: Eukaryota; Metazoa; Arthropoda; Malacostraca; Decapoda; Penaeidae
Source: RefSeq, a predicted model, not a curated record
GCCACCUUCAGUAGACGAACGGACGUUAUAGCGCAGCAAGCUCUCUCCUCUAGUGCCUCCAAAAGAAACCAUAAUGUCUCUCCUCCAGAGUUUCGCGAGUGGUCAGCCAGUCUCUGAGUCUGGCGUCAAGUGCUGCAAUUGUGGCGGCGUGAGGCGGCCCUGGGACAUGUUCCUCCCCAUCACACACAGAGGAAGUUUCUUCCAAGACUCCUUCUUCUCCAACUUGCACCAGCACUUCCAUGCCACCGUCAGGGACAUCCUCAACAGGUGGUGCGACUCUGACCUCAAGCUCACCGACCCCUGGGACGACGUCAAUGCCCGCCACACUGACAUCCUCGAUCGCUACCGACAGCUUCGCUCCCGCAACCUGAAGGAGGAGAAUCAAGCCGUUGCCGUCACGUCGGACGACACCAGCCGGAAGGUGGUAAUGGACGUGCAUGACUUCAUGGGUGGAGACGUGAAGGUGAAAGUGGUGGGCGAGAAGGACCUCGUGGUGGAGGGAAGUGUGGAGAAGAAAGAGGGAGGCUCCUCAGUGGCCUCGCACUCCUUCAGACGCCGCUUCUCCUUGCCUCGUCUCACUGACUUGUCAGCCAUUGACUCUGUCAUGUCAUCUGAUGGCAUCCUCACCAUUACAUCGCCGAAAAUAUGCGUCCUUGUUUCACAGGAGAGCGAAGCGCAGCACAAGACCACCAUCAUCCCCAUUCAGAUGGAGGAAACUCAAGAUAAGAACGCCAGUGAAGGGACUUCGUCAGAGUCCUUUAAAUGUGAACAGUGUAGCCAAACGCAGACCUCUGUCAAUGGAGGCAAACAGGGAGUAAGUGUUCCCAUCAAGAACUACGACCAACCUUCGGAGGCCAACAAAUCACAGCCCAAACAGACUCAGAUAACGCAAGAAUCUGUUCCGUCAUCGUCAUCCUCCAGACUGAUUCCCAUUGAAAUCGAGGCAAAUGAGGCCAAUGUUAACGCAAGCGCAAAUACAGCUCGCUUGAGUCAGACGCCGUCAUCGGACUUCCAGUUGAAAUCCUCAGAGAACGACAAGAUGUUCCACUGUCCGUUCCUGGAC